Messenger RNA from Alosa sapidissima (American shad), 1423 nucleotides. RefSeq names its product helt bHLH transcription factor (gene helt). The transcript has 4 exons. The coding region runs from base 830 to 1423 and encodes 197 amino acids. Gene Ontology annotation, cellular component: nucleus. The record is from RefSeq and is a predicted model, not a curated record. Gene Ontology annotation, molecular function: protein dimerization activity; DNA-binding transcription factor activity, RNA polymerase II-specific; RNA polymerase II cis-regulatory region sequence-specific DNA binding. Lineage: Eukaryota; Metazoa; Chordata; Actinopteri; Clupeiformes; Clupeidae. Gene Ontology annotation, biological process: anterior/posterior pattern specification; regulation of transcription by RNA polymerase II; regulation of neurogenesis.
GCCUCAGUGAUAGAGGGAUAGUGAGAUGCAGUCGGGUGGGAACCGUGGUUCUACCUGAAAUAAUCAGGCUCGUUCAGGAACACCUGGAACAGCCAUACAAGCAGUACCUACUGGAGGUGUUUAAACAUUUAAACACAGGUAACAUUAUCAUAACAGUCACCCAACUCGAUCCUAAAAAUAGAAAAGAACCCUAGAAAGUCUAAAUGGGCAAUAUAAUAUUCAGCACAUUUAAUACUGGAAAAGACAGCCAUAAGGAGAAGAUUUAGGGCAAUAUGGAUGGCAAUAUGAAACCGUGGUUAGUGAUGAAAUCUGCAGUUAUGUAACACAGGUCAUAGCUUCAUAGCUGACUGGAAUUUGUUUGUAACACCAACAUGGCAGUUGUCUAGAUAUAUCCCGCCUUUUCCUGUAAUGUAAGUAACAGGAAACGUUGCCUCCUCAUUCAUUCACUUGAAUAGGAAAAAUGUGAAUAGGAUAGCUUGGUUUUGUUUAGCCUGAAGUCAAAGUUUGAAAGCUUCCAUUUACAAUCCAAAUACUACUGAAUGGGUAAUGAAUAUCAUAUAUGGGCUUGCCAGCCUAUUCCCACCCUAUGGAGGUGACAAGAGGGCUGACUAAAACUGAAGUUGACAUGUCUCAACCCUGUGAAGUACUGGUAAACCGAAGAGGAGAGACAGACGGGAUCACUGCCUCAUCUGAAGCUUUAGACAGUGUCCUCCAGGGAUAGAGGAGCGUCAACAAAACACAGAGAACUCCAGUUUCACACAAGGUGAUCGAGAAAAGAAGACGUGACCGCAUAAACCGGUGUCUGAAUGAACUCGGGAAAACUGUGCCAAUGGCGCUCGCCAAACAGAACUCUGGGAAGCUGGAGAAAGCAGAGAUUCUGGAAAUGACGGUUCAGUACCUCAGAGCCUUGCAUUCUGCCGACUUUCCCAGAGGCAGAGAGAAAGGGGAGCUACUGGCGGAGUUUGCGAACUAUUUUCAUUAUGGAUACCACGAGUGCAUGAAGAACCUGGUUCACUACCUCACCACGGUGGAGCGAAUGGAGACCAAAGACAACAAGUACGCGAGGAUUUUGGCGUUCCUGCAAUCCAAAUCCCGCGUCGUCACCGACCCUCUGUUCAGCUCUCUGGGCGCAUUGCCAGACACGGCAGACUAUUUGUGCCAAAUGCACUCUUCUCCAGAGUACCAGAGCCCCAGUCCCACUGAGUCCAUGUUCCAGCAAAGCCCCCCCGGACACUUUUCUUGGCACAGUUCAGCGCGGAGUCCAAGCAUCGGUUACUCGCCGGUGUCUUUAUCCACCCCGACACAGCAGCACGGCGGAUACUUGUCGCCAGUGCAGGGACUUGAUCAUCAUUAUAUCAACUUCAUAGGCCACUCUCACCCCAACGCAUUCAGUUUGCACACGGCGCAACAUGCUGCUUUGUAA